AUCUGUUUGGCGAUUAGCACAGUAAUCGGCGUUAUGGAGAGAAAAAGACCGCGAAAUUGUGCAUACAAAUUCUGGCUGGCGCCAAAUUCAACUCAACCUCUUCUACACAAAACCCUUCCCCUUUCCCUUUCACUCCACACAACUUCUAAUGGUUUGACGAUUUUCCACACUAUGCAACUUUGUUAAUCUUGAUUACCCUCUUUUCCGGAAUACCCAAAAGUUCUUUUUGCCUGAUUUUCAACAUGGAGGUAAACGCCAUUCUAGAAGAGAAACUCAAAAAGAUUCGAUCUGUGGUCGGCCUUGACUUUCCGGAUUCCUUUAUUCAUCGGACGUUGUCGAGAAACGGCGGUGACCCUGAUGAGGCUAUUAAGUACAUUCUCGAAAACCCUGGGUUUUUGGCCAGGCCACUGUCUGUUGUACGGACUGUCACUAGCACCGGUGCUCGAGUUUCGACACAGUUCAUGCAGAAGGAUUCUAUGGAGUCGGAGGAGGUAGCGAAACCGACGGUACAAGUGAAGGAGGAACCGGGUUUAGGGCUCGAAGAUAAAGGCAUUGAUAAUUGGGGAGUAAGCUCGGAUCGUUCAAAGGUCACUGGAACGUCGAAAAUGACACUUGACGAGUUUCUUAAACCGAAUGCGAUGAGCGAUGAGGAGUAUAGCAAGAUCCUUAAGGAAAUGGCGGCAGCGAAACCCAGUGCCAAGAAUAAUGUAAAGGAGGAACCAGUUGAGGCGAUGGCGCAAUCUGGUGCUGGUACAAAUGCGAGGGUAAAAGAAGAACCAGAUUUGGAGGUUAAGAACAGAGCAUUUGCUAAAAAAGCAAGGUCGGAGACUGAAAAUUUUGCAAUGUCGGUUUCAAGCAAUACAAGUGGCAUGCAAAGGAAUGGGACCUUUUCUAAUGAUGGGAGGUGCAAGAUUGAAGAUGGGGAUUUCCCUAUUGAGCCCGAUUGGUUUUUGGUGGGAAGGACAGUGGUCACAGCCAUGUCCACCACGAAAGGGAAUAAAUUAGCAGAUAAUGAAAUUGUUAAUUUUGCGUUUCCUUCUUCAAGUUCUAGAUUCAAUGCGCAAUGGAUUGUUCGCUUCUCAACUAAAAGAAGUGGAGAGAUUGGUCGCCUACCAAUGGAGUGGGCAAAAUGUGUAGUUCCACUUGUCAACUCCCAGAAAGUUAAAAUUCUUGGACGAUGUAUAGCUGCACCAGGAAACCUUCACAUAAUGCAAGAGAUCCUUCUAUAUGUUAGCUUUUAUAUUCAUAAUUCAGUAUUCUCAGACAUUGAUACAGUUACAUGGAAGCUGGAGGCUACGCACAUUGACUCUACAAUUUAUCCUCUUCUUACCCUUUUCAAAUUACUGAAAAUCACACCGUACCAGAAGGCUGAAUUUACACCAGAAGAACUUGAUUCAAGGAAGCGUCUGCUGAAGCUUGAAGAUGAUCCAGAUGAAUCAACAUCUAUGCUACCUCUUGUGAAGCGAAGAAAGGGUUCCCAGCAAUUUGCAGAUCAAAACAAAGAUGACCAAACUCUUAAUGAAUCAUCACUGACUAAGCUUGUUGGUGCAGUAGAUAUGUAUAAUCUGGAUGAAAUGGAGCCUCCACCUACACUAACCUGUGAUCUUAGGCCUUAUCAAAAGCAAGCUCUAUUCUGGAUGUCUGAGUUGGAGAAGGGGAUCGAUGUUGAGAAGGCCGCACAAACCCUUCAUCCAUGCUGGUCAGCCUACCGUAUCUGUGAUGAGAGAGCAACCUCAAUCUAUGUAAACAUUUUCUCUGGGGAAUCAACUACAAAAUUCCCAACUGCAACACAGAUGGCAAGAGGAGGAAUUCUCGCGGAUGCAAUGGGGCUUGGAAAGACGGUUAUGACAAUUGCUCUUAUACUUGCGAGGAUGGGCAAAGGAUGCCCUGAUAACCAAAAGUCCACAGUGAAUAAGAAAGUAACCACAGAGAAAAAAAGUCAGAAAUCCACGACUAAAGCAAGGGGUGGCACCCUUAUUGUUUGUCCAAUGGCUUUGCUGGGUCAAUGGAAGGAGGAACUUGAAAUACAUUCAGAGCCUGAAAGUAUUUCCAUAUUUGUUCAUUAUGGUGGUGAUAGAACUAACAACCCGGAGGUGCUAUUAGGAUAUGAUGUUGUAUUGACAACGUAUGGUGUCCUAACAUCGGCCUAUAAGAGUGAUGGAGAGUUUAGUAUUUACCACAGAGUUGAUUGGUACAGAGUUGUGUUAGAUGAAGCCCAUACAAUUAAAUCAUCAAAGACACAAACUGCACAGGCUGCCUUUACACUGAACUCAUAUUGUCGCUGGUGUCUUACUGGAACCCCCCUCCAGAAUAACCUGGAAGACCUUUUCAGCCUGUUAUGCUUCUUGCGAGUGGAACCGUGGUGCAAUUGGGCAUGGUGGAACAAGUUGAUUCAAAGGCCUUAUGAAAAUGGUGAUCCUAGAGGCUUGAGAUUGAUCAAGGCUAUCCUGAGGCCACUCAUGUUGAGGAGAACUAAAGAUACAAACGAUGCAAACGGAAGGCCUAUUCUUGUUCUUCCUCCUACUGAUAUUCAAACCGUCAUGUGUGAACAGUCUGAGGCUGAACAUGAUUUUUAUGAUGCACUUUUUAAGAAAUCAAAAGUCCAGUUUGACCAGUUUGUAGCACAAGGAAAGGUUCUCCACAACUAUGCAAACAUCCUCGAGCUCUUGCUUCGACUUAGGCAGUGUUGCAACCACCCAUUUCUUGUAAUGAGCCGAGGAGAUUCACAACAAUAUGCCAACUUAAACAAGCUUGCAAGAAAGUUCCUUGAAUCCAACACUAAUUCUACAACAAUGGAGCAGGUUGCACCAACUCGAGCAUAUGUCGAAGAUGUUGUCGAGUGCAUUCGGCGAGGGGAAAACACUGAGUGUCCAAUAUGUUUGGAAUUUGCUGACGAUGCAGUGCUCACCCCAUGUGCUCACAGGAUGUGUAGGGAAUGUCUCCUCUCGAGCUGGAGGACCCCCACAUGUGGGUUCUGCCCAAUUUGUAGGCAAAUGCUGAGGAAAACUGAGCUCAUAACAUGUCCAUCAGAAAGCCCUUUCCGUGUGGAUGUUGAGAAGAACUGGAAGGAGUCUUCAAAAGUAUCAAAACUGCUGGAAUGCUUGGAGAGGAUUAAUCUGUUGGGUUCUGGUGAAAAGAGCAUUGUUUUUAGCCAGUGGACUACGUUUUUUGAUCUCUUAGAGAUUCCCUUGAAGAGGAAAAGAAUUGGAUUCUUCAGAUUUGAUGGGAAGCUGUCGCAGAAACAUAGGGAAAGAGUUCUAAAGGAGUUCAGUGAAAGCAAGGAGAUAAAGGUGAUGCUGAUUUCUCUAAAAGCUGGUGGGGUUGGAUUGAAUCUAACCGCAGCAUCAAAUGUCUUCAUAAUGGAUCCAUGGUGGAAUCCCGCGGUUGAGGAACAAGCAAUCAUGAGGAUUCAUCGUAUUGGUCAGAAGAGGAGAGUCCGAGUCAGAAGAUUCAUUGUCAAGGACACAGUGGAGGAACGCAUGCAACAAGUUCAAGCCAGAAAGCAACGGAUGAUCGCCGGUGCACUCACUGACGAGGAAGUUAGAACGGCCAGAAUUGAAGAGCUCAAGAUGCUAUUUAGAUGAACAUCACUUGAGUUAAUUUAUUUAAUGAAAUCACUCGUAAAUAUUAUCAUUAUUGCGAUGGGCCUCUCUGUAAAAAAGCCCAAUUUUUGUAAAGUCAGCAGCAGGUGUAUGUCUUUAGGUUAGCUUGUUAAUUUGGAAAACAAAAGGCCUCAUUUUGUUGAAAGUCUUAUUUUGAUAAAGACAUACAAAUCGAAUAUUCCUAUUUUUGAAGGAGGUGAGAAUAUUUAGCACAAAAAAAAGAUUUAGUUAGAGAUGAGACAGCGAUUGGCCAACCAUUGAAUAAUGCAAUGAAAGGCGCUAAAGGUGGACCAUACACGUGUACAAGAUCAGUUACGUUUGAAAUCUUCAUAAUUAACCAGCACCGAGUAAACAAAUCCCAUGUUUCCACGUGGAACGUGAAGAUUUCAGGUGUCCGAUAUCCAAACCCAAUAGAAGGCUUUCUUUUUUUAGAAGAGGAAGCAGUCAACGACAUUGCCAUCUCAACAUUUGAAUUUUGACCACUGACCCUUUUAACCAACCCUUAAAUCUCCAUUCCCAAUUCUCACAAUUCUCACUCCUCUCUAAACUUCUUCAACUCCUCUUGUGUUUACCCACUUGGAUCUACCACCCAAAAGAGGGGGCAAAAAAAAAUGUCCGAUGCAGAGAGAAAAACUGCCACCACCGUUGCACCCACGAGGCUGCAGAGCCAGGCUCCGGCAUCCAUCGAGAUAAAGCGGGCGCUGAAUUGGAACGUGGCCAUACCGUUGUUAUCCCCUCUUGUAUCACCUUCGUCUUGUGGGAAUUCAGCUCCAGAGAAAAUGUUGUCAAUGGCUGAGAAUAAUGCGAGGGAGGAAACCAAAGGGCUAACCUUUACCAAAUGGCAGCACCCUGCGGCUCCAUUUUAUUAUGAGCCUGUCCCAAGGGCUAACCCCUUUGUGCCUGUGUGAAUAUUUCUUUUUCUUCUGUUUUUUUUAACAAUUCUUGUUCUGCUCAAUCCAUGGAACAAUUUGUAUGUAUAAAAGUUACAUCAAUAUUGAACUUUUCAUCUCAUAACUGUA
Messenger RNA from Cucumis sativus (cucumber), 4621 nucleotides. Its product is annotated as DNA repair protein RAD5B. The transcript is spliced from 18 exons. The coding region runs from base 243 to 3584 and encodes 1113 amino acids. The record is from RefSeq and is a predicted model, not a curated record. NCBI's taxonomy places the organism in Eukaryota, Viridiplantae, Streptophyta, Magnoliopsida, Cucurbitales, Cucurbitaceae. Gene Ontology annotation, molecular function: hydrolase activity, acting on acid anhydrides, in phosphorus-containing anhydrides; zinc ion binding; ATP binding.